AUGUCGUUACUCUGGAGAUUUGAGCGCAAAGCACUGAAGUGGUUCAGGCAGCGGCGAUGCCUCCACACCAUUGGUGAGAAUGAUCUAGUGAUGGUUCGGUCGCUAUCGCGGCCUGAUGAGAGCUACCAUUUGUCGAAGCCGUUAGAAAGCGGGAAAGUUGUACACACUGCCAGAGGAACCAUACUGCACGAGCAGAUUAUUGGCAAGGAGUGGAGGACACUGGUGGAAGCCGGGCAGGCGAAUGGCGCCAAAAAUACAUAUAAGUACAUGCUCUGCAAGCCAACGCUGGAAGAAUACAUCGUCAACCGGCGGCGUGAGGCGCAGCCUAUCUACCCGCUCGAUGCGUCGUUGAUUGUUGAGCUCGCGGAUAUUGCAGCUGACUACCCUGAGAUGGUAGACGCUGGUGAUAGCUUGCAACCGAUGUCUUUAGAGAGCUACUUGCGCGAGACGGGCCGCUCGGACAAGCUGCCGGUUAUGCUACCGAAGCAGCUGGAAGGGAAAGGCCAACUUGACAGACACAUUGCAACACAGCAGCACAGCGCGUUUAACAGUCUAGGAUGCGUUGGGAAGCGUAUCACGAAGCAACGGCCGCUGCAGUAUCUGGAAUGCGGUACCGGCCACGGGUCAUUGACUUUGUACAUUGCAAAGGCCUUGCACGCGGCAAACGCCUUCUACGAUGGAAAGGAUGAUAGAACGCGCGGAGCAAUUCUGCAUUCCCUUGACCGUAACGAGAAGCAUCUGAAGGUGGGAAUGGAAAAUGUGAAGCAGUUCCGGAAAGGCCUAUACUGGGCCGACGUAGAGUUUCAUCUUGAGUCAAACGGUCCAAACGGUUGGCUGGAAAGCCCUGCGGCCGAAUACUACGGUGGGCGUCUGGGCCGGAGCGAUAACCGCGGCUUUCUAGACGGCGCCUUUCUCGAUUUGCCCUCGCCAGAGGAUCACCUUGCAAAGCUGAGCGACUGUAUGGCCAUCAAUGCACCGAUCAUCGUAUUCACGCCUAGCAUCAUGCAGAUAUGGGACUGCGUAGAGAGGGUUAAGGCGGAAGGCCUGCGACUUUCCCUCAUAACCGUGUAUGAACUGACAGCUGGCUCUGGAGGCGGUGGUAUGCGCCAAUGGGACCUCCGUAGAUCCCUCAUCAAGGAAACCGGCAAAAGCGGAAUGGUUGUACGGCCCAAAGUUGGGGCGCGCGUCGUGGGAGGUGGUUUCGUGGCCGUCUUCCGCCGGGUUCCCAGAAAGUAG
This is a messenger RNA of Eremothecium gossypii ATCC 10895, 1236 nucleotides long. Its product is annotated as ADR347Cp. Lineage: Eukaryota; Fungi; Ascomycota; Saccharomycetes; Saccharomycetales; Saccharomycetaceae. Bases 1 to 1236 code for a protein of 411 amino acids. The record is from RefSeq and is marked provisional. Gene Ontology annotation, biological process: tRNA methylation. The transcript has a single exon. Gene Ontology annotation, cellular component: tRNA (m1A) methyltransferase complex.